Messenger RNA from Micropterus salmoides (largemouth bass), 2036 nucleotides. RefSeq names its product coxsackievirus and adenovirus receptor homolog. Bases 92 to 805 code for a protein of 237 amino acids. Lineage: Eukaryota; Metazoa; Chordata; Actinopteri; Centrarchiformes; Centrarchidae. The transcript is spliced from 3 exons. The record is from RefSeq and is a predicted model, not a curated record.
AUACUGUUGAUUACCAUAUGGGGGGAGGUUCAUUGUGAACAAAAACUACACAGCAGGUUUCAUCUUCAUCAGCUGCUGCAGCUCUGCAGUCAUGACUGCAUUAACAUCAGCACGUUUUGUGGCUUUGUUCGCAUGUUCAUGGAUCUUGGUUUUGUGUCAAGAGACACAGGAGGUGAUGGUGAAGCCUGGAGAGGACGCCACUCUUCAGUGUCAGAGUCACAGAGGGGCUGACAUCACAGUGAUAAAGUGGAUCAGACCUGACCUGAAGUCAGAUGAUGGUUUUGUCUUCUUCUUCAAAGACGGCCGCUCACAUGAAAACUACCAGCAUCCAUCUUUUCAUGGUAGAGUGGAGCUGAGAGAUCCAGAGAUGAAAAAUGGAGAUGUGAUUUUGAAGAACGUCACCACCAACAAUACUGGAACAUAUGAGUGUCGGGUUAGAGAGGAAAACAGUCCGGGCAAAGAGGAACUCAUCAGCACCAUCAGGCUGACAGUGACAGAGCCAGGUCACACAGCUGGACACAAGGAGGGAGGAGACAAGGAGGGAGGAGACAAGAAGGGAGGAGACAAGGAGGGAAAUGUUGGACUGAAAGUUGGUCUGCUAGUUGGUGUGAUUUUUCUUCUUCUUCUUCUUCUUCUUGGGUUUGAAUGCUGCAAACAUCAACUGCCUAUGUUCUUCAAUUCUUUAUUGGGUGUGAAUUCUGGAAACAGUCGCAGCCUAUGUUCUUCAACACCUUUAUUCCUCUUUUUAUUAUUCCUCCGUCACACUUUUUGGCGUGUCUCUCCUCCCACAGUUUUUGAUGUUUAAACUCAGAUCACAUCAAUCGUUCAGUUCAAUGAGGACAUUAUCAUUUUAUAGUGUUUUUUGUGAGUUAGAGUGACAUUUUUGGUAGAGCCUUGGAAAUUUUCUUAAAAUGUUUUUUAACUUGCUGCCCUGACCACAAGUUUCACUCUUCAUGCAUCAUUGAACACCAGAAAUGUAGAAAAUCUUGUGCUGGUUCCUCAUAUAUUAGUCCAUCUGAAUUAUACAUUUGGAUAAGUGUGCUUCCAAUUGACAGGAGUGACACUUAACUCAUCCAUUAGCAGCAAUUAUAAUUGAAAUUUCUGGACAAAAGCAGAACUUACCAAUCUGAGGACUCUAUGAAAUGCUCACAUUUUUUAACUUUAUCCACACUGAUUAUUUAUAAUUUGUUCACAAAUGCCUUCUGCUGCUGCUGGUGAGGUCAUUUCACAGAUGCAACCUUUUGUUACAAGUGUUAACUUGUUACUGAAUUGCAUAACUGAAAUGUCAGCAGGUAAGGUGGGAGACUGCUGGAGGCCUCCUCCAAUACAGUCUAGCAUGCCAAAAACCUAUAGCAAUUGCCAGCUACUGGGGUUCAUGUCCCCUGUGAAAGAAUGUCACAGGGGCUCUGUCUGUUUCUGGCAGCCGUCCACUGUUGACACUUUCCACAUCUUUGACACAAUUUUACCACAAUAUAAGUUAAGUAACAGUCCUGCUUUCAAAAUGUUACUAUAGUCAAAGUACAAAUAAUUAGGUCAUUUUAACUACUUAACAUAAUGUUAGCAGUUAAAUCUAAAUCAAUGUGUUAUAUAUGUAAUCUGCGGAGUAUUUUUUUCACAUAUUUGCAAUAAGGAAACGAGUAGCUGUUGAAUGCUGCUCUGAUCCGGAAUCAAAAGCAGCUCAACCAACAACACCAACAACAUACCAGAGCACUGGCAACGGUCCAGGUAACAGGUUGAUUACACGCAAGAGUUAUGUCCUCAGGGAGUACAUCUCCAGAGCAUUUUUGACAGUCCAGUCUGACUAUUUACAGUGUAACAGAGACUCUAGACCUCAUAGCAGUUAUUUUGUUGACUUUUCGACAGCAUCCUGCUUCUAAAACAGAUGUAACUGAGAUCAUUAAAUCCUGAUUAAAAACAGGAUAAUUGACCUUCCUUAACUGUAUCUCCCCAGAGGAAAAAUCUUUUGCUCAGAAAAGUAUUUUCUUUAACUCUUGAGAAAACACUAAGAUCUUAAUAGUAUUUCCUUUUGAGAUCAC